Messenger RNA from Salvia splendens (bonfire salvia), 1440 nucleotides. RefSeq lists its product as uncharacterized. The transcript has 2 exons. The record is from RefSeq and is a predicted model, not a curated record. Bases 1 to 1440 code for a protein of 479 amino acids. Lineage: Eukaryota; Viridiplantae; Streptophyta; Magnoliopsida; Lamiales; Lamiaceae.
AUGUCGUCGAUGACAAAGGCAGUGAAAUCGCUGCAACUGACUCCUCAACCCCAAGCAGUGGCAGUGAUGAGAUGUGGAUUGUGUCAAGGAGGGCAUCAUACUGAUCAAUGUUCUAGUCUUCAAGGACCACCAAUCGAGGAUGUGAACUACAUUGGCAACAAUGGCCAAGGGUUUAACCAAGGCAACCAAUACAGCAAUCAGCAGAAUUGGAGGCCUCAGCAAUCGAACUGGAAUCAAAGUGGUCCUAGCAACAACUCGGGGAACCAAUGGAGGACAAACACUCAACCCCCGGGUUAUGAGAAGAAGCCAUCGGUAGAAGAUCAAUUGGGACAGAUACUCUCCUUCAUGACCAAGAGUCAAAAGGAGAAUGAGAGCUUCAAAGAAAGGACGGUAGAGAAGUUUGGUCAGAUGGAGGCUACAUUGAGGAAUCUCGAGACUCAAAUUGGGCAGAUUGCUACAGCAUCUCACACAAGAAUUCCUAAUGCUAUCCCGAGUGAUACGGUGCCCAAUCCUAAAGGUUUUGAACAGUGCAAGGCAGUUAAGUUAAGAAGUGGAAAGGAUCUUGAGUCUCCAAUCAUGCUAGAUGCACAAAAUGGCUCGAACAUCUUGCACGCAGGGGCGGACAAGUUGUUUGGCUCACAAACCUCGCACGCAGGGGCGGACGAGGGGAUUGAGUGGGCUACUACCGAAGCUAGGGAAUGUCAACAAGAAAAAGAAGAGUCAACCAUGAGUGAUAUCCACAAGAAGAAUCCACUAAGUCCGGCAAUGGACCCGAAGUGUCCAUUUAAUUUUCCAGAUUUUAUCCCGCCACCACCUUUCCCAGUCGAGAAUAAGAAGAAGGGUAGGAAAAUAAUUCAAGAGAAAGGACUCGAUUGGAUGAUGAACAUUAUCAGGAAAGUUAAUGUAGAUGUGUCCCUGGAUCUUAUUGCGAAAAAGGAGAAGAUACAAGACGAUGGUGUGGUGAUAUUGAGCGCAUUUUGCUCACAAUUUGUGAAGGGAAAGAUGCCGGCAAAGAGAAGAGACCCUGGAAGCUGUGUGAUCCCAUGUGAGAUGGGAGAUAAGGAGUUCCCAAAGUGCCUACUUGAUCAAGGCUCGGGAAUAUCAUUGAUGGCUCUGAAAACCGCACGGUCAAUCGGUCUAGAAGCGAGGAUUGAACCAAUCGACAUUGACCUACAAUUGGCGGAUCAUUCAAUUGUGAAACCAAAAGGUAUCAUCGAGGAUGUCUUGGUGAAGGUUGAUAGAUUUGUACUCCCGGUUGACUUCAUUGUCCUAGAGAUGGAAGAGGACAAGGAUACGCCUAUCCUAUUUGGUAGGCCAUUUUUAGCAACCGGUGAUGUUGUGAUAGAGACCAAGACAAAUACGGUCAUGUUUCGAGUAGAUGGAGAGAAUGUGGUGAUCAAGCAAGAGAAGGCGGGGAAGCGCCUAUUGGAGCCUGGAUAG